Durio zibethinus is the source of this 811-nucleotide messenger RNA. It is a transcript of the gene GASA5, whose product is annotated as GAST1 protein homolog 5. Lineage: Eukaryota; Viridiplantae; Streptophyta; Magnoliopsida; Malvales; Malvaceae. The record is from RefSeq and is a predicted model, not a curated record.
AAUACUUUUGCAAGAAAAAUGACUAACGAAGGACACGCCGCAUUUAUCGCUUUAACUUCUUUACCCCACUCCCCCAUGUGAGAUCUCAUGCCUAAAUCCCCAAUUUCACGCCUCUAAUAAUGCUUUCUCUUUUCUAAGAUCCCUCUUCUUUUUUUUUUAAAUUUUGUUGCCUAUAAAUAUGCACUUAUUCUUCUUCCUUUCUUCAUUCGAAAAUCUUUCCGACAUGGCGGCUUCACGGACUUCAUUGUUUCUGCCAUGUUGUAUGCUUAUUUUGAUUGCUCUAUCCAAUGUGGCUGAGGUUUGUGGUAGUACUAAGCUUCGUCCUUCAGAUUGCAAACCAAGAUGCAGUUAUCGAUGCUCAGCUACAUCUCACAAGAAGCCAUGCAUGUUCUUCUGUCUCAAAUGCUGUGCCAAAUGCCUAUGCGUCCCUCCUGGGACUUAUGGCAACAAGCAGGUCUGCCCUUGCUACAACAAUUGGAAGACCAAGGAAGGAGGACCCAAGUGCCCUUAAACUAUUUGAAUCUAUACCUUAUCCUUUUCUAUUUUUUUUUUCACAAAUAAGGCAACUGGAGGGAGAUAAUCCAUUCUUCAGCCUUGGAUAUUUGAUUGUAGUUUUUUUAAGUUCAUUAAUUCUCUUGGCCUAAGAGAUUUAUCAUUACUUCAAGAGCUAGCCAAUUAUAUAUUAUGUGUCACCCUAUUCUAAGAAUAGUAAUUGUUCUUCCAAUUUCGAAUUAUGGAAGUGGAAAUUAAUUCCACUUGACUCUUUCAAUUUUUAGUUGUGGCAAGAAAAAAAAUCUUGAACUUUUGAGAU